AUGGCCAGGAGACCCGGGGCGCCGGCCGGCUAUGGGGAGGAGUUCACCUUCGUCAGCCCGCUGGUGAAAUACCUGCUCUUCUUCUUCAACAUGCUCUUCUGGGUGAUUUCCAUGGUGAUGGUGGCUGUGGGAGUCUACGCUCGGCUGAUGAAGCAUGCAGAAGCAGCCUUGGCCUGCCUGGCAGUGGACCCUGCCAUCCUGCUGAUUGUGGUGGGCGUUCUUAUGUUCCUGCUCACCUUCUGCGGCUGUAUUGGAUCGCUUCGUGAGAACAUCUGCCUCCUACAGACGUUCUCACUCUGCCUCACCAUUGUGUUCCUGCUACAGCUGGCUGCAGGGGUCCUGGGCUUCGUCUUCUCAGACAAGGCACGAGGGAAAGUGAGUGAGAUCAUCAAUAAUGCCAUUGUGCACUACCGAGAUGACUUGGAUCUACAGAACCUCAUUGAUUUUGGCCAGAAGAAGUUCAGCUGCUGUGGAGGGAUUUCCUAUAGGGACUGGUCCCAGAACAUGUACUUCAACUGUUCAGAAGACAAUCCCAGCCGUGAGCGCUGCUCUGUGCCUUACUCCUGUUGCUUGCCUACCCCAAACCAGGCAGUGAUCAACACCAUGUGUGGCCAAGGUAUGCAGGCCCUUGAAUACCUGGAGGCUAGUAAAGUCAUCUAUACCAAUGGCUGUAUUGACAAAUUGGUCAACUGGAUACACAGCAACCUCUUCCUUCUUGGUGGCAUAGCACUGGGCCUGGCCAUUCCCCAGCUGGUAGGAAUCCUGCUGUCCCAGAUCCUUGUGAAUCAGAUCAAAGAUCAGAUCAAGCUACAGUUCUACAACCAGCAGCACCGAGCUGACCCAUGGUACUGAGAAUCCAUCCUGCACCUCCUCACUAUGGCGACAGGCAAGCCUCAUCGACCAAUAGCAAUGGGUAUAGCUCUCAGCACCGAAUGGAGAUUUGGAUUCCAGUUCCCCAGCAACAGCCCAGUGGGGAGAAGCCAACUCCAGCUGGGCGGAAGGCAGGGGGCACAGGUGGCUCAAGUCUAGGA
This is a messenger RNA of Odobenus rosmarus divergens (Pacific walrus), 1031 nucleotides long. RefSeq names its product tetraspanin 33 (gene TSPAN33). Bases 1 to 852 code for a protein of 283 amino acids. The transcript is spliced from 8 exons. Gene Ontology annotation, cellular component: membrane. The record is from RefSeq and is a predicted model, not a curated record. NCBI's taxonomy places the organism in Eukaryota, Metazoa, Chordata, Mammalia, Carnivora, Odobenidae.